GCUAUGGAGAGGAGGAGGAAGAUGGCGGGAGGGCGGCUCUGAGGAGACCUCGGCGGCGGCGGAGGAGGAGAGAAGCGCAGCGCCGCGCCGCGCCGGGGCCCAUGUGGGGAGGAGUCGGAGUCGCUGUUGCCGCCGCCGCCGCCGCCGCCGCCUGUAACUGCUGGACCCGAGUGGGAGUGAGGGGGAAACGGCAGGAUGAAGUUCGCCGAGCACCUCUCCGCGCACAUCACUCCCGAGUGGAGGAAGCAAUACAUCCAGUAUGAGGCUUUCAAGGAUAUGCUGUAUUCAGCUCAGGACCAGGCACCUUCUGUGGAAGUUACAGAUGAGGACACAGUAAAGAGAUAUUUUGCCAAGUUUGAAGAAAAAUUUUUCCAAACCUGUGAAAAAGAACUUGCCAAAAUCAACACAUUUUAUUCAGAAAAGCUCGCAGAGGCUCAGCGGAGGUUUGCUACACUUCAGAAUGAGCUUCAGUCGUCACUGGAUGCGCAGAAAGAAAGCACUGGUGUUACUACUCUGCGCCAACGCAGAAAGCCAGUCUUCCACUUGUCCCAUGAGGAACGUGUCCAACAUAGGAAUAUUAAAGACCUUAAACUGGCCUUCAGCGAGUUCUACCUCAGUCUUAUCCUGCUGCAGAACUAUCAGAAUCUGAAUUUUACAGGGUUUCGAAAAAUCCUUAAAAAACAUGACAAGAUCCUGGAAACAUCUCGUGGAGCAGAUUGGCGAGUGGCUCAUGUAGAAGUGGCCCCAUUUUAUACAUGCAAAAAAAUCAACCAGCUCAUCUCGGAAACUGAGGCUGUAGUGACCAAUGAACUUGAAGAUGGUGAUAGACAAAAGGCUAUGAAGCGUUUGCGUGUCCCUCCUUUGGGAGCUGCUCAGCCUGCACCAGCAUGGACUACUUUUAGAGUUGGCCUAUUUUGUGGAAUAUUCAUUGUACUGAAUAUUACCCUUGUGCUUGCCGCUAUAUUUAAACUUGAAACAGAUAGAAGUAUAUGGCCCUUGAUAAGACUCUAUCGGGGUGGCUUUCUUCUGAUUGAAUUCCUUUUUCUACUGGGCAUCAACACAUAUGGUUGGAGACAGGCUGGAGUAAAUCAUGUGCUCAUCUUUGAACUUAAUCCAAGAAGCAAUUUGUCUCAUCAACAUCUCUUUGAGAUCGCUGGAUUCCUUGGGAUAUUGUGGUGCCUGAGCCUUCUGGCAUGCUUCUUUGCUCCAGUUAGUGUCAUACCCACAUAUGUGUAUCCACUUGUCCUUUAUGGAUUUAUGGUUUUCUUUCUUAUCAAUCCCACCAAAACUUUCUAUUAUAAAUCCCGGUUUUGGCUGCUUAAACUGCUGUUUCGAGUAUUUACGGCCCCCUUCCAUAAGGUAGGCUUUGCUGAUUUCUGGCUGGCCGAUCAGCUGAACAGCCUGUCAGUGAUACUGAUGGACCUGGAAUAUAUGAUCUGCUUCUACAGUUUUGAGCUCAAAUGGGAUGAAAGUGAGGGCCUGUUGCCAAAUGAUUCAGAAGAACCAGAAAUUUGCCACAAAUAUUCAUAUGGUGUGCGGGCCAUUGUUCAGUGCAUUCCUGCUUGGCUUCGCUUCAUCCAGUGCCUGCGCCGAUACCGAGACACAAAAAGGGCCUUUCCUCAUUUAGUUAAUGCUGGCAAAUACUCCACAACUUUCUUCACGGUGACGUUUGCAGCCCUUUACAGCACUCAUAAAGAACGGGGUCACUCAGACACUGUGGUGUUCUUUUACCUGUGGAUCGUGUUUUGCAUCAUCAGCUCCUGCUAUACUCUGAUCUGGGAUCUAAAGAUGGACUGGGGUCUCUUUGAUAAGAAUGCCGGAGAAAACACCUUCCUCCGGGAAGAGAUUGUAUACCCUCAAAAAGCCUAUUACUACUGUGCCAUCAUAGAGGAUGUGAUUCUACGCUUUGCUUGGACUGUCCAAAUCUCAAUUACCUCCAUGACUUUGUUGCCUCAUUCUGGGGACAUCAUUGCUACUGUUUUUGCUCCCCUUGAGGUUUUCCGGCGAUUUGUGUGGAACUUCUUUCGCCUGGAGAAUGAACAUCUGAAUAACUGUGGUGAAUUCCGUGCUGUGCGGGACAUCUCUGUGGCCCCUCUCAAUGCAGAUGAUCAGACACUCCUAGAGCAGAUGAUGGACCAGGAGGACGGGGUACGAAACCGCCAGAAGAACCGGCCUUGGAAGUACAGCCAGAGCAUAUCCUUGCGCCGGCCUCGCCUUGCUUCUCAAUCCAAGGCUCGUGACACUAAGGUAUUGAUAGAAGACACAGAUGAUGAAGCUAACACUUGAAUCCUCUGACGUCUAGAUUAACAUCCCUGGUUUUCCUACUCUACAAUCCUUUCCUCGACCAACGCCACCUCUAGUACCUUUCCAGCUGAAAACAGGAGAAGACACAUAACACAUUUUCCGAGCUCUUCCAGAUCGGAUCCUAUGGACUCCAAACAAGCUCACUGUGUUUCUUUUCUUUUCUUCUGGUUUAAUUUUCAUUUUCUAUUUUUAAAACAAAUAUUUACUUCAUUUUGCCAAUCAGAGGACAUUUUAAGGAACAAAAACAUAGUAUCUUAUGGAUUGUUUACAAUCAUAAGGACACAGAUACCUAUCAGGAUGAAGAACAGGCAUUGCGAGGACCCUCUGAUGGGACGGUACCGAGAUACUUCGGCUUCCGCUCGGCCCGGUUUUGACUGGUUGAAACCGGACAUUGAUUUUUAAAUUUUUUGUCAGUUUAUGUGGAGAAUUUUUUCCUUUCCUUCAUACCCAGCGCAAAAGCACUGGCCGCACUUGCAGGGAAAGUGCAACUUAGAGCAGUACCUUCAUUCACGAAGCUACUUUUUAAUUUGAUGUAACUUUUCUUAUUUUGGGGAGGGUUGCUGGGUGGGUGGGAUAUAUGAUGUAUUUGUUACAUAUAGUUUUCUCAUUAUUUAUGAAACUUAACCAUAAAAGAAUGAUAUAACUCCUGUGCAAUGAAGGUGAUAACAGUGAAAGAAGACAGGGGAAACUAUUGUUGGACAGCAUUUAUGAGGGUUUAGUCCACAAUACCUCUUUCAUGAGACAACUUGCACCAGUUUGACUUUUUCUUUUCUUUCUUUUUAAUUUUAAGCCAAAGUUUUAUUACAGAUUUUUUAAGUUGCUGCUGCUUUAGAAUCCUGAGCAUGUCUCUCAUAGCAGAGUAUCCACACACUUCCACACAACCAGUUGAAAUUUACUUAAGAGGUCUGAUGCCUUUUUUUUUUUUAAGAACAGAUAUAGAAUACAUUUGCCCAUGUUCCAGCCAUAACAACUGAAGUUAUGCCUUAUCAAGCUUCAGCAUGUAGGGUAAUUGAAGUAAUAACCUUUACUUAUUCUGAAUUAGAAGACAGAGCUAUUUCAGAGACCCUCUCCACCCCCAUUGGAUAAUUUUUCUUCUGGGCUCACUUACUUUAGCCAGAAUUUGCUCAAAUUAAAAGUCUGUCUUGGGGAAACCAUAUUUUUGAGAGCAAAGAACAAAUUAUCCUUCCUCUUCCACUUUACACUGAUUAAAACAGACCUUGGCAGCCAUUUCUCCCAGCAGUUUUAAAGGUUGAACAUUGGAUUUCAUGCCCUCCUAUGAUAGAAAACCUGCUUUUAAGAUCUUUUGGGUCUAAACAUGGUCAUACACAAAAAGUGUAUUUCUUAGACAUUUCAGACUAUCAUGGUCUGUACAAUGCCCAUUUUCACUUCUUUGUCUGUUUCUUUCCUGUGGUUCUGUCAUCCACAUAAGCCCAAAAACCAUAAGGGAUUUUACUUCCUUGAAUGUGGUUGACAUUAAAUUUAGCAUUUCAUUAUCUAACAAAAUUAAUAUAAAUACUAGUAAAAAGUAAAGUUUUAAGCCUCCCUUUCCCCCAAAUGCAGAUGAAGAUUCCAGAGUCAGCAUCAGUGGAUUCAUGCAAGUAAAUUGCUGUUGUUGUUCAGCUUAACUUUAGACAGAGGAACAAAUGAGUGAAAGGGCAGCUAUCAUCACUUACUUAGUCUUAGAAACAUGUGGUUACUGCCCCUUAAUAUACCCCUUUUGUCAUCAGCUCUUCUCCUGUGUAUCACAAGUCUUUACUCAUCCCUGUCAUAAUUCCAGUAGAUUAUAUUAAAGUUACUGUUACUACCAAAAUUCUAUCAGUUAACUGAUAGUUUCUUUUUAAAGGAGUUUCUUCUAUCUUUAUUUUGACAAGCUUCCAAAAUGUAUUCCCUUUCUGAAUUGAGGUGUUUUUUUUUCCUAAAAAGUCAUACAACUUUGUGGCUUUUAUUGCUUUUUUGUGUUUUGCCAAGUAUGUUCCUUGGCCCAAAACUGAAGAGAAAAAGUUUAAUUACUUUUUUUUUUUAGUUUAAAUAAAUUGAAUCAUUUACAAUAAUCAGCGGUAACAAUUUAGUGACCCUUAAUAGAUUAAAGGUUGCAUUAUUUAUAUUGGGGAUUUUUUUUAAAAAAACUAUUCUGUUUUUGUACUUUAAAACUAUGGGGGAAUAUCACUGGUCUGUCAAGAAAUAGCAUUAAUCAUUACUGAGUUAUAUAAAUAAGUCCAGUGGACCAGUCAUUUUUUUGUACAAAUAAAAUUGGUGGUACUAAUUGUGUAUGCAGAGCAAUCUGAAUUGUCAACUUCAUUCUCUAUUAGUAAACCUAUAUAAUGACACACAUAAAAUCUUACAGUUGACUCCUAGUAUUUGAACUCCCCAGUGUUUUUACGUUAGUGUAUCCUGUGGCCAAUUUAGUCUUUCUUCUACUGUUAUGAUUCCAGAUGUUAUUCACUAUUAUUUCAUAGAUUAUACAGUGGUAGAAUGUAUUCCUUUCCUGUGUUUGUCCUAUUAGCAUAGUCCAUUCAAGAGUAAGGCUUAUGUAACUUUCAGCUUACCAUUACAGAUGUUCAAAUAUGUAUUGAAACACACGGCUUUAUCUUCUUCCUAAAGCUGUAAAGAGAGACGAAGAGGGCUUUUCCUCAUCAAGAGGAAAUAGUCUGGGAGACAGAGUGUACAUUUAAAUUUUUUCCUCCAAAAAAGGCAAUGUACAUUUUUCUCUCCUAAAUUUUAUAUGCCCUGGCUACCCUACCUACGAUUUUGUUGGAGACUCCACUACACUGAAACUCUUAAUAGAACUCUUAGGAAAUGAACAUCACAGUCGUUUUAAAGGAGUAACAGUCUAACUAAAGGUAAAACUUAUCUGAUUUUAGCUUUAUCUAGUUGUAUUUUGUUUGAGAAUCACUCAGUUUAUAAUGUCAGUUAAAAUGCUCCCCAAAGGAAUGAAAAGAAAGUAUAAAUAAAAGAAUAAAGUUCAUUUUUCAUUUUAUGAUAGAUAGUAUAGAAAGCAUUGAUGUGUGUAGAAAAAUUAGAAGACAAAAGUGGCUUAUUUUCUGUGCACAAAUAUGUGCCUGUAUGUAAGGCUACCUAUACCGUUAAAAUGGAAUAGUUGAUAAUUUCAUACCAUACAGAGAGACAAUAAAGUGAUCAAAGAUUAAGUCAUCAUUGAUCAGGUCAUAAUGGUUAUUUUUGGAGUUGAGAAGAAGUUGAAAACCUACGUGCAACUGUCUUUUCCAGCAUCUGCCAGUUUUCUCCUUAAGAAAGCUGCUAACUUCAGAUUCAGAAGCAGUGAUAUGAGAAGAGAACGUCAGUCACCCCCGCAGUAACCUAUGUAGACCCUUAAAGAAGGAAAAUAGAGCCCAGCCCCUGGGAUCCGUGACUUCCUGAUAUUCUCAACAUAAGAGUUCUAAUAUUUUAACUGAGAUUUUACUAGAAGUAACUUGUUGAUAUAUUGUCUCCUUCCACCAUGGUUUGACCCAAGUACAGUCAUGAUAACUGAAGAAAGCAGUUCAUUAUUUCUUAACAGGUGAAUUAAGGCAAGUUAAGAACAGAAAAAUGUAACCUCUUAUUGAGUCAUACAGAUAUCAGAUUAACAGACAUUUAGUUGAAGAGAAAUAAAAUAGCUGUGGAAAUAGCAGAGAAGAGCAAGAGGAUGUUGGACCUUGGCAGUGGAAGCCAGGGCACUUAGGAAAGUAUGUGAACUUGAUGGCGUGGAGGUGAUGCCUACUGUCUCUCCUUUCAGUGGAGUAUGUUGCUGGUAGAGACCUGCCUUUAUUUUCCUAUCAUUUCUCUCCAUUACUUUCCUUACGCAGGAAAAUUGCAAUUUUCUAAGCAAUGACUAGAAAAAUUUCUUAGUGUAAGGAAAAUAAUUUAGAGAAUAACCCUGUCCGUGGCAUUAUUUUAUUCAAAAACUUAGGACUCUCUGAAGUGAUUGUACUUUAUUUGGUAAAAAAAAUUUUGGAUUAUUAUUGCUUUCUUUAAUAGUUUUCAUGAAAUUUGCCUAACUCUCAAAAAAUAAAGACUUUUUACUAUAUAACAUAUUUAGAUGUUUUAAAUUGAUAGCCUCUCAGAUUUAAAAAAUAAUCAUGUUGUAUCUAUGGCUUUCUCAACUACAAAAUCGCCAUAAUUUUCUCAAAUCAUUUUAAAAGCCAGUAUCAUUAUAGAUAAAAUCUAUAGUUACUAGGGUAAGACAAUAUAAGUUCUGGUAGAACUUUGGGAAAAAAGUAAAGAAUAAAUCAAAUUUGUCAGCUUAGUUCAUUUUCUUUUUAUGGUGCAUGUAAACUUUAUUUCUAAUGAUGAUUAGCCGAAGCCUGGAGAGUUAAAAUGAGAUUUUAAAAUGAGAUAAAUUACUAAAACAUGUGCAUUUCUGCAUUUCAGGUAUUAGUCUUGUUAGUAAAUUUUAAAAGCUGACUUUCUGCAUUGUAUAUUCAGUCUAUACAAUGUCAGAGCACCAUGGUCAUUGGGACAGAGUUAUUUUAGAGCAUAAGAAAUUUGUGGUGGUCAGUGCUACAAACCAAUAGGUUAACCAGCAUUAAACCACACUCUACUCACCAAAUAUGAAAAAGUAAAAGCAUCUCAUUAGAUUUGGAAGUGCUUAGUUUAAGCGAUAUGAGAAGUUUGCCUGGUGGAGAGGAGCCUACUGAUUGGUGUGGCUCAUAAUGCCGUUCUUAUAUGAACUGGCAAGAGGCUGAUAUUGAGUUGCCCCUUAAAAACAACCUUCCAAAAUGUAUUUGCUUACUUACCGUGGAAGAGGAAGUGAGAGGGACAAGAUGGAGAGUUUCCCCGAAGUGAAGAGAUUCAUUAUACUAAUUUUCAUCUAAAGUAUGUUUCCUUGUAGCAGACCUUUGGUUAAUUUUAUUAUUAAAUCAAAGCCACCUUCAGUUUUUUUUAUGGUGCCAUCAACCUAAGGAGGACAAUCAAAUAACCAACUGUUUGCCUUGGAUUCAGUGUGUCUGCUAAGUACACAGUCUCAUCUUGUAUACCAGUUACUUGACUAAACUUCUACCAUGUUACCUUAGUUCUUCUAUGCCCUUUCCUCUGUACAACCACAAAUCAGAGGGAAGACUUACCACCAGAAGGAUGUGGACUUCUAAGAAAGAGCAAGGAUUCCAUCUCACUCUCCCUUUAUCAUCACUCUGAAGUCCCUACCCACACUUCCCUGAUUGUCCUGUAGCAACACCAGCAUGGUGGGAAUAGGGAGAAAGAUUGUGGGGUAUCCCAAAAGAGUAAUUGAUCAUGACAUUGUUAUUCAUUUGAAAUGUAAGGUAAAAUUGAGAGCCACUCACGUGCAAAAAGAGCAGAACUCUUAAGCUUUAUCACAUUGUGAAAAUUAAUUUCUUGCUAUUACCUGGAUUAGCACAGAAGCUUGUAUCAAUGAAGAGUAUUUAGGAGGGGAAUAGGGUGUAAAAUGUAUCUGUCUUUUCAAACCCUCUCCCUCUACUCAUGUUUCCUUCAGCCCCUACCACAUUGUGUUGGUCAAAUGAUACUAUUCUAUGAAACCCUGAGCUAUGGUUGUCAAAGUAACUAUGGAAUGUGAUUAGUCCCCUGUGGGUGCUUCUUUCCCUCUAUUUUCUCCCUUGCUUUCUUUCUUAUUCUCUCCACUCUGGUAAAUGGAAAAGGUGACGUCAAAGAAUUGAUGCUUGCUUGGACUCAUGUUGUAUCUGUGACUAUGCUAUUAGCUGUCUCCUUUUUCCUUCUUACAUGGGUAGAAUUCUUAUGAAGUGUGGAGUUCCCUCCUUGAUAAGUAGGUUAAAUGCACAAUGUGGUACUGUUUUAUAGUUUCUAGAUGGUUGUAUAAAGCAAAAAGUUAAUGUGGUUAUGUGUUUUUAAAAGACAAUAAGUGAUUGGUUACAAAACUCUGUCCUUUUUUCAUUAUUACAAGCUCUCUCUGUUUUC
Molecule: messenger RNA, 8187 nt
Organism: Equus caballus (horse)
Lineage: Eukaryota; Metazoa; Chordata; Mammalia; Perissodactyla; Equidae
Gene: XPR1
Product: xenotropic and polytropic retrovirus receptor 1
Biological process (GO): phosphate ion transport; cellular response to phosphate starvation
Cellular component (GO): plasma membrane; cytoplasm; Golgi apparatus
Molecular function (GO): inositol hexakisphosphate binding
Source: RefSeq, a predicted model, not a curated record